CCUCCCCCGGUGGCCUCACCUGCCCGCCAUGGCCGACUGGGCACCUCCCGCACAGUCUUCAAGGGGGGCUUCUGGAGCGCAGGCUGCCCCUCUCCCAGAUGCCGGCCUCCGCAAAGAGGCCCCGUUGCAGACGGCCACGAUUUCCCUGUGGACGGUGGUGGGAGCUGUGCAGGCCAUGGAGAGGACCAUGGAGGCGCACGCCCUGCGGCUUCUGAGCCUGGAGCAGAGAUCAGGAACAGCUGAGAAGAGGUUUGCGGCCUGCGAGAAAGCCGUGGCGGAGCUCGGGAGCCAGCUGGAGAGUCGGUGGGCCGUGCUGGGGACCUUCUUGCAAGAGUACGGGCAGCUCCAGAGGCGACUGGAGAACAUGGAGAACCUGCUCACGAACUGGAACUUCUGGGUGCUGAGAGUCCCCACUGGCUCCUCUGGAGCAGCCUCCAAGGGCUCGUCCACCUUGGAGGACAUCUCAGGUCAUUUUUCUCACGAGAAAUGGGGGAAACUAUCGGAGUGGCAGAAGGAGCUGUACAAAAAUGUGGUCAAGGGGAACUGCGAGUCUCUCAUCUCCCUCGAUUUUGCUGUUUCUAAACUGGAAGGUUUGACCUGUGCAGAAGGAAGAGGGGGCCCUGGUGGUCUCACGCAGGCAGAUUCGAGGGGAGCCCAAGAGCCCUCCACUGAUACCGGAACAGAACAAUCUGCUGCAAGAACAGAGAUGAUCUCUUGGAUUAAACAAGAGGACGGCCCGUCCGGAAGGCAGCAGGGGAAAACGCCCAGUGGAACCACCUGCAACUACUACACGGUUUCUAAACUGGACGGUUUGCCAAGGGACAAGGAAGAGGUCUCAGCCUGCAUUCCUUUCCAGAAAGAUGUAGAACCAGAAGCUGACACCAUCUCUGUUGUGCAGAAACCAGUUGAAUACAGGAGCCUGCUGCCUGCUGAGGACCAAGCCGAAGACCCCGCCAAUCCACCCCUGCUGCUCUUCUUCCCAGGUGGAUCCGUGGCCCCCAUCUGCAACGGCACCAUCGGUGAGAGCCAGCCCCUCUCCAGCCUUCAAGGCCCCUGCGUCGAGAGCAGAGCCGGCGGGAACGACCCCGGCUCUCCCGCCGCAACCCCCGAAGCGGGGAUGGACCGACCCCACACCUGCCCGGAGUGCGGGAAGACGUUUAGCCUCCUGCUGAGCCUGGAGAUCCACCAGAUGAACCACCGGAAGAAGAAGCGCCACGAGUGCGCCUGCUGCGGCCUUGCCUUCGGCUGCCCCUCGGAGCUCCUCCGCCACGAGAUGAUCCACACCAAGGAGCGGCCGUACAGGUGCAGCGUCUGUGGGAAGGGCUUCGUCCGCAAGCAGCACCUCGUCCCCCACCUGCGGCUCCACACGGGCGAGAGGCCCUACCACUGCGGCGAGUGCGGGAAGGACUUUAUCUGCAAACAUCACCUCCUGGAGCACCAGCGCACCCACACCGGGGAGAGGCCCUACGCCUGCGCUGAGUGCGGGAAGACCUUUCGGCGCAAGAAGUCGCUGAAGGACCACUUGCACACGCACGGCCCCAAGCGGGGGGCAGCAGACUCGGCCCCGGGGGCUCCCGGAUGAGCCUCAGAACAUCACAGACCUGAGAGCCGAAAGCGCCAGGUAGCAAAUGCAGCCCCCGCCCCAGCCCGUUCCUCAACGAAAGUCACAUUCCUUUAGCUGCUUGUUGCUCCAAACUCAGAACUGGUCAGGGGGGCAGCCAAAACCAGGUUGAGCUCCCUUGGCCUCCUUUAUUCUGCUCUUGUCGGGCCUCAGGGAAGGGUUAUACCCAUCAUGAUAGCCCACCCCCUCCCAUGGCUGGCCCUUCUCACGCUGUUGCCUCUCUUUAGAUAGAUCCGGGGGGGGGGGCAGCCGUGUUGGUCUGAAGCGGUAGAACAAAGCAAGAGUCAGGCGGCACCUCUAAGACCAACGUUCUAUUCAGAAUGUCAGCUUUCGUGUGCUGGAAGCACACUUCGUCAGACAAAAUGUGGCUUAAAUGUCUUACUUUUAAACUGUUUUAAUUGUUCUUAAACUGUUUUGAUUGUUUUCUUAUGUUGGAAGCCGCCCUGAGCCCAUUAUGGGAAAGGGCGGCCUAGAAAUCGACGGAAAUAAAUAAAUGUAUGGAAUGGCGAGCAGUCCUAAAUAUAGGUUAAAGUGGGCUGUGGGUCAGUAGGCAGAAUCUUUCAAUCUGCUAAAAAAACCAUUUCCACGACUCUGCAAGCUAACCCACGGCCCACUUUCUCAAUAUUUAGGGCGGCUUGCCGUUCCAUACUUUUGUCUCAUGAAGUGCGCUUCUAGCACGCAAAAUCUUACGUCCUGAAUAAAACGUUGUUGGUCUUAAAGGUGCCACUUGACUCCUGCUUUGUUCUGUUGCCUCUCUCGUUUGUACUCAUCUUGUCUGCUCCCUGUGUGGUCCCCUUCUUCUCGUCAGGUGGCUGUUCUCUGUGUGGUUCAGAAAGCUCAUUUUGAAUCUUCAGCUGGGUUUACAGGCCUUCCGGCAUCCGCUCCAAGGGACCGGGUGUUUCCUGGCGGGGGUCUUUGUUUGUUCUCACUUGUCUGCAUGGUGCGUUACAGUAAUAAAAAGGACCGUCUGCUCUAAUGCCAGCAA
Messenger RNA from Heteronotia binoei (common prickly gecko), 2606 nucleotides. RefSeq names its product zinc finger protein 398-like. Gene Ontology annotation, biological process: regulation of DNA-templated transcription. The record is from RefSeq and is a predicted model, not a curated record. The transcript is spliced from 7 exons. NCBI's taxonomy places the organism in Eukaryota, Metazoa, Chordata, Lepidosauria, Squamata, Gekkonidae. The coding region runs from base 29 to 1582 and encodes 517 amino acids.